UUUUUAUUAAGAGUGAUUUAUUAUUUAGGCGUUUGUCUUCUUUUUUUUUUUUAAUUUUAUUUUUUAUUUUUUCCAUAUUACCAUAAAUCAUUAUAUCCUUUCCUCUUUUGAUUGUCACUGUUAUCCAUCAAUCUGUGGCAUCCUUUUUUAUUUAUUUAUUAUUUUAUUCAAUUUUUAUAAAUCAUCAACGGAACUAUUAAACUAUGGGGUGCUGUCAAUCCAAUGAAUCUCAAGAAGGCAAAGCUCGAAAUGAAGAAAUCGAAAAUCAAAUUAAACGUGAUAAAAUCAACAUGCGAAAUGAAGUCAAGUUAUUAUUACUCGGUGCUGGUGAAUCAGGUAAAUCAACUAUCUUGAAGCAAAUGAAAUUGAUUCAUGAUGGUGGAUAUUCUCGUGAUGAAAGAGAAGCAUUCAAGGAAAUCAUCUUUUCAAAUACUAUACAAUCUAUGCGGGUCAUUUUGGAAGCAAUGCAACAUAUGGAUGUCAGUCUAGAAGAUGAUCAUCGACAUUAUGCCACUAUCAUCAUGGAACAACCUCCUCAAAUUGAACGUGAUUUCUUGCCACCUGAAGUUACUCAAGCCGUUAAAAUCUUAUGGAAGGAUCCUCAUUUAUUAAGUGUAUUUGAAAGAAGUCGGGAAUAUCAAUUGAAUGAUUCCGCUAAAUAUUAUUUUGAUUCUAUUGAUCGUAUUGGUGAUGUCAAUUAUAUUCCUACUGAUCAAGAUGUAUUACGUUCUCGUGUCAAGACUACUGGUAUUACUGAAACUACAUUUGUUAUUGGUGAUUUAACUUAUCGAAUGUUUGACGUUGGUGGACAACGAUCUGAACGCAAGAAAUGGAUUCAUUGUUUUGAAAAUGUCACAGCCAUUAUUUUCUUGGUAGCUAUAUCUGAAUAUGAUCAAGUUUUAAUUGAAGAUGAAACUGUGAAUCGUAUGCAAGAAGCUUUGACUUUAUUUGACUCUAUUUGCAAUUCUCGUUGGUUUGUGAAAACAUCAGUGAUCCUGUUUUUGAACAAGAUUGAUAUUUUCAAGGAAAAAUUACCCAAACAUCCACUCAAAGAAAGUUUCCCUGAUUUCUCUGGUCCAAACACGUAUGAUGCAGCUGCUGAUUAUAUCUUGAAUCGAUUUGUGUCCUUGAAUCAAUCUGACUCUAAACAAAUCUAUACCCAUUUUACUUGUGCUACUGAUACGGAACAGAUCAAAUUUGUUAUGGCUGCCGUCAAUGAUAUCAUUAUUCAAAAUAGUUUACGUGAUGUUGGUUUAUUGUAGACUUGCUCUUCUCUUUUUUUUUUUUAUUUUUAUUAUUCACUUUAUUAUCUUCACCUUUAGUAUAAUACCAAUGUUUCUUUCUUCUCUUCUCCUUAGUUUAUCAUUCCAUUCUUCUUCUCUCUUGGUCAACAGGAGUACAACAACAACAACGACAACAAAAAAAAAUAUCAUUAUGUGUAUAUCUUCUUUCUUUUAUAUCAGUCCCUUUUUCUUUUAUUUUUAUUUCUUUUGAUGAUUCUUAUAUUGUAUUAGAGAAAUAAAAAUUGGAUUCAAUC
Halteromyces radiatus is the source of this 1537-nucleotide messenger RNA. Its product is annotated as guanine nucleotide binding protein, alpha subunit. The record is from RefSeq and is a predicted model, not a curated record. The transcript is spliced from 4 exons. Gene Ontology annotation, cellular component: heterotrimeric G-protein complex. Gene Ontology annotation, molecular function: G protein-coupled receptor binding; GTP binding; G-protein beta/gamma-subunit complex binding. The coding region runs from base 204 to 1262 and encodes 352 amino acids. Lineage: Eukaryota; Fungi; Mucoromycota; Mucoromycetes; Mucorales; Cunninghamellaceae. Gene Ontology annotation, biological process: G protein-coupled receptor signaling pathway.